UAUCAUGGUUUUCUAGACUGUAAUUAUUGACUUCUUAUUUUGAUGACAUUCAUUAUUAUUUUCGUUUCAAUAUAGAAUUAUCGAAAUUCACCAAACAUGGGGACUAUUCGAAAUGUGGCCAUAGCCAUUCUAGUUCUCUCUUUUUUCACAUUCGUUGCGUUCUUUGGAAGGCUUCCAGCAUUAAGGUAUUCCGUCUUAUCGAAUUUCAUAAAACAUAUGCUUACGGUUUGAAAGGAAUACACCGAUAGGAAGUUUACAUCGAGUGAUAUGGGUCCAUAUUCCUCGUGGAUUUAGGGCUGCUGAUAAGAAGUUAACCAAUGGUCGCCUCAGUGCUUCGAUUGGAAGACUGGCUCACACAUUAUGGAAUGACCGUCAUCCUGUUGUCAUGGUAAGAUUGCUCUUAUUUUUGUUUAAAUUGAGCACCAAGUCAAGUGGCUCGUGUGUUUUAUUCUAUAUCGUUUUGCCGAGUCGUGUGUGCCUUCGAGUGAUAUGCCUCGAACAAGUACAGCUUGUACUAUCGCAUUGACGGUACAUAAGAUCCUUGUGGUAUGCGGCCGGUCUUCAAAUUGUGGGAGUAUCAAGUCCCUGAUCAUGCUAACAAACCUCAAGAUAUUUUUCAUUCUCCUAUUUGCCAUAUCCGAGGUUUUGUUCUUACCUCCAGCAUGGCCACUAAUGAGCACAUCUCGGAAAAUAAAGGCAGUUAUUGCCUUGACAUUACCAUAUGGCUUCCUCUAUCUAGCAGCUUCUCGUGAUCCAGGCUAUAUCACACCUUCAAAUCACGUCCAUCAAAUGAGUAUUUAUCCUUACGACUACACCAUUUUUCAUCCCGGUAACCCUUGUCGAACAUGUCAUUUACUGAAACCUGCCCGAUCCAAGCAUUGUCAUGUUUGCAAACGCUGCAUCGCAAAAUGUGAUCACCAUUGUGUGUUCAUAAAUAACUGCGUCGGUUACAACAAUCAUCAUUGGUUUCUACUUCUACUUCUGACGACUGGUAAUCUCACCAGCUAUGCUGUGUACGUUGGUAAUUCAAUCCUCUCCACUUUCAUUACUGCAGAAUACCCCGAAUGGUCUGCUGUAGGAUUCGGUUUUACAUGGCCUCGUUACUUCUCAAUCUGGGGAUGGGCUCUUCAAGAACAUACCCAGAUUGGCUCUAUAACUCUCUUGUGUUUCCUCUUUACCCCAUUGGUCUACGGUCUCUUCUCAUAUCAUAUCUACCUAAUAUGGUGUGGUACGACCACCAAUGAAAGUAUGAAAUGGUCCGACUGGGGUAUCGAGAUGUCCGAAGGUUACGUCUUCAAACGCGCUCUCUCCGAAAAUAGGGAGAAGAACUUACGAAUAGAACCAGCAUGGACACAUUGGCCAGCGGAAAGUCAACAGAUAGUUUUGCGUACAGCAGAUGGACAGGAUCCUGUUGGGGCUAUUGGAGAUGGAGAAUGGGAACGAGUGUGGAGCUUGAAGGAUGUUGAAAACUUAUAUGAUAUCGGAUUUGUAGAUAAUCUGAAAGAUGUUUUGGUUGGGAGGCAGGGUGUGUAUCAGAGAUUGGAUAGAGAUGAUAAUGUGCCAUUGGAAGGAACGAGAGUAACACCUUCGGAAGAGACGGAUACAUAGUAUUAGUGUAGAUUGAGAUGUGCCAUCGAUUAUCAAUUCAGAACUGCGGCACGAAGAUAAAAUUUUAUCGAUUUUUGAAUGUCAUUUA
Molecule: messenger RNA, 1696 nt
Organism: Sclerotinia trifoliorum
Lineage: Eukaryota; Fungi; Ascomycota; Leotiomycetes; Helotiales; Sclerotiniaceae
Source: the annotation of a GenBank genome assembly